AUGUAUAGAACUCGGAUUUGAAAGGAAAUAUUUAUAAUUUUUUUGAAAAUUCCAAACAUAUUUCAUUUAAUUUUAAUUUUAAUAGAUAUCUAAACAUCAUCUUAGAUUCUUAGUAGAAUGGUGAAGUUAUUGAUAUUACAAUAAUCAAUAUGUAGAUUAUUUUCUGUCUGUCGUCGACUUUUAGGACAGAGAAAAUGUUUUAAUUUUUAACUUUGAUAAUUGAGUCUAAUAGAAAAACGAAUCCAGUUAGUACCUUGGGAGAAAUGGUCGAAAAACUCCAAGCUUUUUUCUCAAUAUUCAAUGUUCUAAUAAUACCUAAAAUUUAAUACAAGUGAUAACAUCUGAGCCGCUAGGGUGCGCUCACUGAUGUGUACGAUAGUUGUACUUGUGCAAAGUGCACCUACAUUAAAUUAAGUUGUUGCCCGUGUGUGCUGGCGUCGCCAUCGGGUGUUCGUGUUAUGUAGCCAGACGGUUAAAACAUGAAUUCAAUGGAAGGCUCUGAGACCAGCUACAACUUGCCGACUGGCAGUUGCUUGACAAUGAUCAGAAAUCUAGUAUCUCAAUUCAACGACCUGUUCAGCGAUUUUAAUCGAUAUAUCUCUCCAGCCUACCAUCACGAUCGAUGCGAACGAUCAGUGCACAUGCGUUUGUAUUCAAUGAACAAACGGGAAUUCGUGAUGGUUUUCAUCGUCCUGUUGACGGCCAUGGGACUAGUGUUAUUCAUCGGUUUAACGGGACCUCCAAUCACUGUUACGAGUAAGAUAAGCGGAGUCGAAGUAUUGAAGCACACGAACGGAUCGUUGCCACAGGGGCCAUUCGUCAUGAAAACCCCCAGUCUGUCGGUGUACAACCAACGAUUGUGGUUAAUUGCAGUCGUACUGACAGACAACAAAGACGACGAGACUUAUGAUAAAAGUUUCAAGAUCAGCAUGGCCAUCAAGGGAAUCACCCAACAGCAUAAAACUACUGAUAUAGUAAAAGUAUUUAAAAACAACAGGACAAGACAUUUACUUUGUAAACAACAGAUAUGUAGUCAAGUGCCUAUUGCUCAUAUUGGUUACAUACAUUAUACUCAUUAUAUGUUUGAGGUAGAUUUUUAUAAUCUAGAGACUUUUCAUCAAAAGUAUCAAGUAAAAGAAGUAAUGUUUUAUUAUAAAUCGUACAAUCCAGGCUACACCCAGAUGGAAAUAUGGUUCAGACUAAUUUAUUUACUCCAAGCUUUUGCAGUGCUUUGUUGCUUUGCGAAUUCAUUAAGGAAAUUUCCAGUAGUAGAUUGGUCGUAUGAACAAAAAUGGACUGUUAUCUUAUUGCCACUGUUAAUAUUGUUUAAUGAUCCAAUUUUCCCUUUGACGCUUCUCACAAGUAAUCAACUAAUUGGAAUGUUAGAUGGUGUCUUCCAAAUAACAUUUAUCUGUGCAAUUUUAUUUUUUUGGCUUUGCAUUUAUCAUGGACUACGUCAAAAUGAAAGAAAACCGAUUUCAUUUUAUCUUCCAAAAGCAAUUUUAGUUGGCCCAUUUUGGAUAUGUGGUGUUAUAAUGGCCAAAUAUCGCCGAAUGAAUGAAUUCGAUGAUCCAGCAUUCAGUUACGAAAUUGAUUCUAACGCGUACACUAAUAUCAAGACCUGUGUAGGCAUUUUUGCAAUCAUUUAUAUAGUAUAUUUAGUAUGCUUGAUUUUGAGAGCAUACAGUGAUUUGCGUUCAAUGCCAUACUUUGAUGCUAGACUGAAAUUUGUAACUAUUUCAAUGGUCAUAUCACUUGUAAUAUGUUCAACCAUAACACAUAUGCAAUAUGGACUUGGAUUGAUUGAAGACUCAUUUGCUGCUGACUUGAACACGGAAUAUAUGACGUCAGCAUUGUUUAUGACCUUUUAUGGUAUAUGUAAUUUCUAUGUGUUUACUCUGGCUGCAGUUUACUCUCCAACAAAAAAACCAGGAUUUGAGUCUUCGAUAACAAAGGAUAAUCCUGCAUUCUCAAUGGUCAAUGACUCUGAAGAAGAUAUACCAUAUGGUUCAGAUGAAGAAAGCCACAAGCCACUAAAUCCUCCUAAUGAUGACAGUGAUUAAUUGUUUUCUAGUAGUUUAUUU
This is a messenger RNA of Aphis gossypii (cotton aphid), 2084 nucleotides long. Its product is annotated as transmembrane protein 181-like. NCBI's taxonomy places the organism in Eukaryota, Metazoa, Arthropoda, Insecta, Hemiptera, Aphididae. The coding region runs from base 480 to 2063 and encodes 527 amino acids. The record is from RefSeq and is a predicted model, not a curated record. The transcript has 13 exons. Gene Ontology annotation, molecular function: toxic substance binding.